This is a messenger RNA of Paramecium tetraurelia, 1541 nucleotides long. RefSeq lists its product as uncharacterized. The transcript has 5 exons. Gene Ontology annotation, molecular function: protein serine/threonine kinase activity; ATP binding. The record is from RefSeq and is a predicted model, not a curated record. Lineage: Eukaryota; Ciliophora; Oligohymenophorea; Peniculida; Parameciidae. Gene Ontology annotation, biological process: mitotic DNA damage checkpoint signaling; protein phosphorylation. Gene Ontology annotation, cellular component: cytoplasm; nucleus.
AUAUAUAUAGAAAAACUGUUAUAAUGCAUUAAAGAGUACUAACUAAUGAAAGCCCAUAUCACAGGUAAAUCUACAGAAGACCUCGACUAUAAUCUCAAGAUCCAGGUCGCAGAGUCCUGACAGAAACUGAUACGAAGACAAACAUUUCAAGAAAAUUCACCAAAUUCGACUUUGAUUCUGUGCUAACAAUUAGAACAAGUAAGGGAAGCAAGAAGUUUAAGCCACAACGCUUUGAAGCUAAACCUAUUAAAACUGAAGUCGACUCAGAUUUGGAGACCUAUCAAAGAAUGGUUCUGGCCAAGAUGAAAGAAAAGAAUAUCCUCCCAAAACAACGUUCUCUAAGCAAUGCUACACCAUAACAAAAGAGCUAAGAUCGUUAUGCCUCUUUGGAUUCACAAAACAGAAUUAACAACAAAUAAACUCAGAAUGUGCAUCCUAAGAUUUUGUGGGAUAUGUCAGAAGAGGAAUGGCAAUAAUUUGGCGAUCGCUUUCCCCAACACUUUGAAAAGAAGAAGUUACUUGGAAGAGGCGGAUUUUCAUUAGUAUGGUUGGGAGAACACAAAAGAACCAAAGAAAAGUUUGCAAUCAAAUAAAUCCUUUCUACUAAUACUCACCAAUCUCACAUGAAGGAAAUUUGGUUUGGAAUUCAUUUCUUCCAAGACGGUCAGCCCAAAUAGCAAUUUACAAGUUUUCCUGGCUCUAAGAAUCUAGUACGUUUCCUCACCUAUGACAUAAAACCUCAAGACACUUGGAUAUUUUAGGAAAUAUGUGGAGAAAGUUUGGGCAAUCAACUCUAUGAUCUCAAAGGAAAAAAUAUUAAUAACGAACGCAUGUAUAAGUUGACUCAUAAACCUCUUUACAACACUUUUCGAAAAGAUUUGACUGAACUCAAAAAACUGAUAAGAGAACUAGCAUAGGCUCUUGAUCUCUUGUAAGAUCAAAGAAUCGUGCAUUCCGAUCUUAAGACCGAAAACAUUCUAGUUAAGAAAAUCAAGAAUGAGAACGAUCUACAUGAACUAACUUAAGUGAAAUUGAUUGAUUAUGGCAGUAGUUUUCCAUUUGAUGAUUUAAAAUAAUUUUCAAUGGCCACACCAGAAUACAUGUGUCCAGAAAUACUUAACUAUAUCUUAUAUGAGAAUCAAAUGAAUUACCGUCCUUGUUUGAUGAAGUAUUUAAGAAAUUACAAGAAACCUUGGGUGAUUGAUGUUUGGUCUCUUGGUUGUGUGGUACUUGAGAUAAUCUCAGGUAUUCCCCUCUGGAUGAGUCUUAAAACUAUAGUUACCAAAAAUGGAAAGGAAGUAAUUGAUUAUGGAUUAUUUGCUGUUAAGGGUAGAGUUUUUGAUAAAAUAAUUGAUCGUUAAAUGGAAGUUAUUUAAAAUUUAGAUAGUUAUAUUGAUAAAAAUUAUUCUGGAUUAAAGAUUGAUAACUAGACACGAUUUAUCUUGAAAGAAAUGUUAAAUUUGGAUCCAGAGAAAAGAUUAUCCCCGAAGCAAAUAGUCGAAUACUUAUCAACAAAAAAAGAACACCUUAUAACUCAAUGA